Molecule: messenger RNA, 696 nt
Organism: Klebsormidium nitens
Lineage: Eukaryota; Viridiplantae; Streptophyta; Klebsormidiophyceae; Klebsormidiales; Klebsormidiaceae
Source: the annotation of a GenBank genome assembly
AUGUCCUCACCGGCAAGAACAAUAGCUGAGCCGCCGGUGACUUUGUCCGAGUCAUCGGACAGCGAAGAUAGCGAUGAUAUCGUCGUGCGAAGUUCGGAGGGGACGGUGGACUUGCGCAAUUACAAGCGGUUCGCAAUAAGCGGUGAUAAUAUGAACUGCUUCUUCAUGACUGCAUUUGUGGUGGCAACAUUGAACGGAGAGCCCCUAGGAGGGGGAGAGGAGCUUGCUGCCCAGCUGCGGGCUGGUCGUCGCCCAAUCGACUUAGAGAAAGAGGGGUUGAAGGUGCGCGCAACGAUAGUUGCCUACCUGCGUGACCACAAGAAGAGGCCUAUCCCCCCGCAUUUGAUAACGUCCUCGAGGCCCCCGAGCAAACGGCGACCAUUGCCAACGUGGGAAAAAUUAUACCAAGCGCUACGGGACGAGGACGAUUUGACUGAAUUCGAAACUUACGUAGACAGAAUGUCGCAAAGCGGAUGCUGGGGAGGGGACUUCGAGAAAAGGGUCGUAUGGGCGAUGGGCCACAAGGAGACAGCCCCGGCCCCCCCUGGGGGCCAAACAUGGGUCUAUAGGGUGCUGAAAACAGCUCAAAGGCUGGUGGCGACAGGGGACAGGGGCGGGGGUGGGGGGGGGAGCCUUGCGGUGAUCUGGUUGGGGCUUGAAAGCCUUGCGGUGUAUACAGCUGUGUGUGGACCGUAA